Messenger RNA from Drosophila novamexicana, 645 nucleotides. RefSeq lists its product as uncharacterized. The record is from RefSeq and is a predicted model, not a curated record. Lineage: Eukaryota; Metazoa; Arthropoda; Insecta; Diptera; Drosophilidae. The transcript is spliced from 3 exons. The coding region runs from base 94 to 597 and encodes 167 amino acids.
CAGUUGUAAAUAAUAGUCUAUGCUUUAUAAGCAACAGUUUAUAAAACAACUGUUGUUAUUUCAACGAUAUCAAGCCAAACUCGAAAAAUUAAAAUGUCGGUAAUUAUAAACUGCGCUGGCUACAUGGCGCUUGUUUAUGAGGCAUCCGCCGCAUUCCUUACCAUGGUUCAGAUGGUAAACUUAUCCAAAAUCAUGAAGUUCGAUAUGGUGGAUGUUAUGAUAUUGUUUGGGGGCAUGUGUAAGAUUUUCUGCUUCGGAGUCUUGGCAGUUGGCAUCAUCAGUAUUUUCAACAAACAGCGUCACAGAUUGAUGGUGAAAAUCUGGUUGCUUAUGGCCUAUGCUCAGAUACAGUGGGGAGACGUUGGAAAAAUGUUUUAUAAUAUGUACGAAUAUGUGUUCACCGAUAAAUACAAAAGCAAGCAGGAGUUUAUGCAGGAGAUAUCUGAUGCAUAUGCCUCACUCAUUGGUCAAGUACUGGCUCGUAUCGGCAUCAUAUUGAUCGUCUAUAGAUUCUUCAAGUCCCUGGAGUUCCCAAUGAAAAUAAAAAUUGUCAAGGUACAGCUUGACCAGAAAGCAGCCGAAUUGAAGGCCAAGUAAGUCAGCAGAUGAAUUAAAUGUUCGAAGCAAGAUUUUUAUUGUUUGUAA